Rhincodon typus (whale shark) is the source of this 3015-nucleotide messenger RNA. RefSeq lists its product as uncharacterized. Bases 208 to 954 code for a protein of 248 amino acids. The record is from RefSeq and is a predicted model, not a curated record. Gene Ontology annotation, biological process: negative regulation of double-strand break repair via homologous recombination; positive regulation of isotype switching; positive regulation of double-strand break repair via nonhomologous end joining. The transcript has a single exon. Lineage: Eukaryota; Metazoa; Chordata; Chondrichthyes; Orectolobiformes; Rhincodontidae.
CUUCCUGAAGGUGAUAGACUGCUGCAUCUCAAUAUUGUGCUUCUGCUAAAUUUGGUGAAGGAAGCACGGUCAGUGACAAAUCACUUCAUUCUGAAUGACUUAUAGAUUUGCAUUUAUGAAAGUAUAAGGAGAAGGGCUUGCUGAUAUUCAUUGCCCUGUGGUGAUUCAAGCUGAGACCAUCACUUUGUGCCGAGAGCUGUCAUUCAGAUGGAGUUAGUGGUACAUUAUAGGCCUAAUCAAGACUUUUCUUCUGAAGUACUGAAGAUAACAGAAAAAUUGUUGGAAGACUUUCCACGAAAAAGUUCACCAAGAUUCAUACCAUGGUUUUCAGAUGAUAUAAAAAGUUUACCAAUAAAACCUAAGAAACGUCCACCAUCUAUUUCAAAUGAAGAAGCACAAAGAAUUGAAAAGUAUUUGGUUGAGGUGGAAUUCAAAGCAGAAACACAAAAUUAUGAUUGCACAGAGGAUCUUCUGGAAUUUUCUGCAAACCUGCAGAUGGAUCAUCUUGCUGAGGUAGCUGCUGCAGAAUUUGUACCUGGAAUGACAGAUUUACUGUGUGGAGUUACAAAUGAGGAAUACAAAUCAGAAAGGUCAUGGAGUAUUACAGGAUACAGCAGAACGAAAGGGCUAAAUAUUUUGACAGUUAGCCAAAGACUUCAAAUAAUUAAGGAAAAGCUCCAACUACAUUCUUUUCAAAGGGCAAAGUGGGUUAUUGAUCAAUCCAAUUUUAGUGCUGAACAACUGGAAGAGAUCUGGGCUAAACUGAGUAGUGUUAUCAAACACGGUGACCUUCCUGGUUGUAAUGCCAAAAUACAUCGACAUCUUGGUGAAAUAUGGGUUUUCUGUGAUCUCAUGUGCUGUGAAUAUGUUGGUUAUUUUAUUAAGCAAAUAUUAAAUCUUACAGGUAAAAUCAGUUUACUUGUACAUCGGCAUGGUUUAAUUUAUAACUUGUAGCUAUCUGUAAUGUUAUUUCAGAACUAAAAUGUCAUUAAUAUGUAUGAAUUUCUUACCAGUGUCCGUGGACUUUAAACAAUACAAAUUUGCAUGUCAUUUUGAUAAAUGAGCAGAUUGUCUUUAAUGAUCGCUCGUGUAAACUCGUUAGUAAACUUGGGUGUCAGCCUUGGACUCUGGUCAUACACUUGUCUGAGACAGAAUAUGGCCAAGUCCCACUUCGGAGACUUAAAUACAAAAUUUUCUUUGGUUCUGGGUGCCGUCCUGAGGGUCUGUUGCCCUGGAGAGUGGCUGUUUCUCGGAGGAGAUAAACCAUCUCGGGAAGAUGCCAUGGCACUUUGAAGGAAACUGUGGAGUUCAACCUUGUAGUUUUUAAAUUAUUAUUAAAAUAUUAUAUUAUUACCGUGUUAUUUCAAUCAACCUGACUUGAACUCAAACUCUCUGGCCCAGAAGUUCUCCCAACUAGAUACUUUCAAAUCAACCUGUUCCGAAAUGUUUACACACCUCCAGAGCAGGUGGGACUUGAACCCAGGUCUUCUGGCUCAAAGCUAGGGACACUACUACUAUGUUGUGAGAACCUUUUAAGUUCUCUCUUGCACCGUGGACAAUAUUUAUCCUCUAAUUAACCUUCUUACGAUAGAUUAUUUGGUCAUUACCACACUGUUAUCACACUGUUGCUGGGUCAAAAACCUGGAUCUCUCUUCCUAACUACACUGUGUGUACCUACACUAUAUUGUCUGCUGUAGUUCAAAAAGGCAGCUGAUCACUUCUUAAGUGAUGGACAGUAAAUGCUGGCCAACCCACAUCCCAUAAAUAAGUCUAUAUUUUAAAAAAACUAACUGUCCACAAAUUAGUUGCUACAUUUUUUGCAUACUUACGUGGAAUUGGAUUGUCCUGAGGUUAUGCACGACACUAUGUAAAUGAAUUUUUUUAGUAUAAAUUCUCUCACCAGAGAAUAUUUUGUCCUCUUCCCAGUGACUUUAAAAUUUCCUUGAAUGAGUUUUCUGCAUAGAAAUACUCAUUCAUUGAUCUCUACUAAAGAUGUUUUCUAUGGAAGUGUUUUGCAGGGCUUUAGUAAAAGGUCAGUAUGGCAUUGUGUCAUUCUGAACUGAGAAUUAAGUUUAAUGUCCUGGUCACUUGAGUUAAUUGCUUUGGUUAGGAUGGGGAUCAUGGCAUCAGCAUUCUUGCAUGUCGGAGAAAGAAAGCUAAAGCUCCAGUUUCUGGUCUCUAUCCAGUGAUCUUAGUUGGAAGUAUUGUAUGUGUAUAUAGUGGUUGGCUAUCAUAAGGAUACAUCUUGAUCAUGGCAUCUUCCAAAUUGAUUAAACUGUUCAAAUGAAAGCUUAUGUAGCAAGUGUUUUAAGAAUUGGUACUUAGUUAAUGGUUUCAAGGGGUGCUGAUGCUGUGGUGCUAUCUUUCAGCAUGAGGAAAGAAAGGCAAAUGAAAGUUUAAGAUAUUCAAAAGAUUUUAAAUCCUUUUGCAAAAAAAAAGUAUGAGUGUUUAAAUUAAAUAUUCACCUUGGCAGCACAGGAUAUAAUAAUGUUAUGACAAUGUCAGUUGACUAAAUUGUCACUAGCCAAACCAGCGAAUGUUCUAUUUUAGAUAAUAACGUAAUUACACGUUCAUGUGUAUGAAACGGAGGGCGAGGAUUUUGAUUGCCGAUAGCCAAAAAUUAACUUUUCUGCUUAAAUUGCCAUUUAUCAUUUAAGGACAAUUUGAUUUUCUAUGAAAAUUACUUGAUUUGGAAUUGGAGGUGAUAUUAGAUUAUUUUUCACUGCGAUGUUUGAUUUUUGUGGCAAACCCAAGGCAAAAAUCUUCCACCAAAUGUGGCAAACCUAACCAGAAAAUCUUUGCUAACCCAGAUGAUACAAACCUUGAGAAGAGCAAUGCCUCCCCAUAGUAAAUAGUAUUUUGCCACAGCAAAGUACUUUCAUUCUUUACAUUUUUAGCCGGGAAGAGGAGGUGAAACAAUUUAGAACUGUAAUGGCAAUGAGUACGUACGAGAAUGAAAACUGUCCUGAUUUAAUUUUGAAUGAAAUACAGUCUGCAUAAAAAUGUGUAAGUACA